UGACCAGAGGAAGGCGAUUCUCGAGACCGUAAACAACAUGGCGCGUUACGAACCAGGAGAAUCUUGAAAACAACUCAGGGAAAUAGAAGCCCUCAGGGUACUGAACUCCCACGUUUACAAGCUUCAUUUUUGACAACACUAUUUUGUGGUUAUUUAUCGAGGUUUUGCAGGAAGAAAACAAAGGAGUAAAAGAGCUGUCAAAGCGCUGUUAUCAAAUAAAUUGACAAUCAGUCUAUGGGCUCUCAGUCCAGUUCUGGGAUGUCCGGUCGGGGCUCUGGUAACAACCCAGACCAGUCAGAACCCGAACCCAACCAGAACUCUAAUCAGACGGGUCACACACAGGCAGAGAGACAGGCAGAAUCUGAAGAGGACGUUGACUUAGCUCAAGUUCUGGCGUACCUACUGCGGAGGGGCCAGGUGCGCCUGGUCCAUGGAAGUGGAGCGACAGGCCUGCAGCUUGUGCAGUCAUAUUCAGACUCUGAUGAGGACAGCGAUGGGGCCUGGGAUGGGCGUUUAGGACAUCGAUAUGACCCUCCAGUGGAUGCCCAACCAGACACACAGGAAGUGGAUCGCAGUGAGAUCCGCACUCAGAUCAUGCUUGCCACUGCUUCCUCAGGCUUAAAGGGCAGAUACAGUUUCACACAUAUGCUGGCAGAGCGGGAACAGGGACGUUGUCGUGGGUCAAGUUUUUCUCAUGGAGAGUGCAGCCGUAUCCGCACACAUUUCUUGCCCAAUCAUGUGGUAUACAAGGACACGUAUCAGCAGAAAGUUUUUUGUGGAGUCUACAGUGAUGAGGGAAACAUGUUCCUGUCUGCAUGCCAAGACCAGAAUAUCAGGUUAUAUGAUACUAGUCGGGGUCGUUUUGCUCUAAAGAAGACCGUGAAGGCCAGAGACGUGGGCUGGAGCAUUCUGGAUGUGUGUUUUACACCUGAUGCACGUUGUGUGCUUUACUCCAGUUGGUCUGACUACAUUCAUGUGUGCAGUGUAGAUGGGGACAAUGAAACACACACCGCUCUGGACCUCAAUCCUGAUGAAAGGAGGUUCUGUGUUUUCUCACUGACAGCGUCCACAGAUGGAAAAGAGAUUUUAGGCGGUGCAAACGAUGGCUGCCUGUAUGUGUUUGAUCGCGAACAAAACAAGAGAACUCUAAAGAUUGACGCUCAUGAGGAUGAUGUGAAUGCUGUAGCAUUUGCAGACAGUUCAUCGCAGCUGCUGUUCUCAGGCAGUGAUGAUGCUCUUUGUAAGGUAUGGGACAGACGUACACUCAGAGAAGACAGACCACAGCCUGUGGGUCAACUGGCUGGACACAGGGAUGGAAUCACCUUCAUACACAGCAAGGGCGACGCUCGAUACUUGAUCAGCAACUCCAAAGAUCAGAGCAUUAAGCUGUGGGACGUGAGGAAGUUUUCACCCAAAGAAGGACUCGCGGCCUCACGACUCGCUGUCACACAGCAAAACUGGGACUACCGCUGGCAGCAGGUUCCUCAGAGAGCACUAAAGAGGCAUAAGCUGAGCGGUGACACCUCUGUGAUGACCUACAGGGGUCACGGGGUUUUGCACACGCUCAUUCGGAGCCGCUUUUCCCCUGAAUUCACUACUGGACAGAAGUUUAUUUACACAGGCUGUUCAACAGGCAAAAUCGUCAUCUACGAUGUGUUGACGGGAGCCGUCGUGUGCAAAUUGUCCAAUCAUGACGCAUGUGUGAGGGACGUCAGCUGGCACCCGUAUCACAACAACAUGGUCAGCAGCUCUUGGGAUGGCGCCAUACGUUUGUGGGAACACACGCAGAAUCACCCUCUGGACAAAGACAGAGAGAGGAUGAACGUGGAUGUGGUGGAGAUGAAAACAAAAGGCUAUUGAUGACAUCAGAGGUAGAUGGUGCCGUCACAGCGGGAAUGAGAUGAUGGAGGAAUAAAGAGAAACGGG
Rhinichthys klamathensis goyatoka is the source of this 1926-nucleotide messenger RNA. RefSeq names its product ddb1 and cul4 associated factor 11 (gene dcaf11). Gene Ontology annotation, biological process: proteasome-mediated ubiquitin-dependent protein catabolic process. The record is from RefSeq and is a predicted model, not a curated record. Gene Ontology annotation, molecular function: protein binding. The coding region runs from base 235 to 1860 and encodes 541 amino acids. The transcript has 15 exons. Gene Ontology annotation, cellular component: Cul4-RING E3 ubiquitin ligase complex. NCBI's taxonomy places the organism in Eukaryota, Metazoa, Chordata, Actinopteri, Cypriniformes, Leuciscidae.